GGUUAGGUUGAGUCGCGUCGUCGUGGUUGUUGGGUUGUUGGUCGUCGUUGAAUUCGACGAUACGGGAAACCACGGGAAACCGCCGCAUAAGAUAUUUAAUUUUCAUUUGUUCGCAAGGUUAUGUCAUCCAUGAUUCCCACGUGACGUUCGAUUGUUAACGAAUUUUAGCCACAUACAGAAAUGGACACGUAUGAUUUGUUCAAAAAACUUUCGUCCGGCGUUAAAUUCGACAAGAAUCGAUUUCGUUCUGAUGCCGAGAAACUCGGUUUGCAGAAAAGAAAGGAUAGCAAAGUAAAAAUUAAGAAUGAACCUUUGGAUGAAAUAUCAAGCCAUGUCAGCUCCAAUAAAAGAAAAAAUAUCGAUGAAAAUGACGAUUUUGAGGAGAAAAGCAGUGACGCGUUAGAGACAUUGACUCUGCUCGAGGGGAUCACAGUCCCCUCUGAUGCAUCUAAAAUCAGUAAAAAGAAGAAUAAAAAAAAGCCAUUGAGUGAGGAUAAGUUGGUGCAACAAGAACAAGAAAAAGUUAAUAGGUACAGGAACCAACAUGGAAUCUCUGUGGUGGGUCGUCACAUUGCUAAACCUAUACAUACAUUUGCUCAACUCUCCGAGGUAUAUGGCGUCUCUAACGAUCUGAUAGAAAAUAUUAAAAAUUGUGGCUACACGGAUCCAACGCCUAUUCAGAUGCAGGCUAUGCCUGUGAUGUUUGAGGGUAGACAAAUAUUGGCUUGUGCUCCAACAGGCUCUGGAAAAACCGCAGCAUUUCUCUUGCCGAUUAUUCACAGAUUGGAAGGACCUAGAAAAUUGGGCUUUCGAGCAGUGGUUAUAAGUCCCACAAGAGAAUUGGCCAAACAAACGUAUCGGGAGUGUGUCAGGUUGAGCGAGGGUCGAGGUUUCAAAAUUCAUAUUGUCAGUAAAGUGAAGCAAGCCCUUGAGAAAUACGGUCCAAAGAGUUCACAGAAAUUUGAUAUUCUCAUCACAACGCCGAAGCGUCUGGUUUUUCUUCUGAACCAGGAUCCUCCGGCCAUAUCAUUAAAAAACGUAGAGUGGCUGAUCGUCGACGAAGCUGAUAAACUUUUUGAGGAUGGAAAACGUGGCUUUCGGGAUCAGUUGCAGAGUAUUUCGACGGUCUGCACCAACGAUAAACUCAUUACCGCAAUGUUCAGUGCAACGAAUACACCUGUAGUUGCCAAAUGGUGUCGGCAUAAUUUGAAGGGUCUUAUUAAUGUUACUGUCGGACAGAGAAACGCUGCUGCAGCAGAAAUCGAUCAGGAGCUAUUGUUCGUCGGUACUGAAGCAGGAAAACUCAUCGCGUUGCGAGAUAUUAUUAAAAAAGGGAUCUCGCCUCCGGUGUUGGUCUUCGUGCAAAGCAAAGAACGAGCUCGAGAGCUCUUGAACGAACUUAUUUACGACGGUAUCAAUGUUGAUGUUAUUCACGCGGAUAGAACCCAGAACCAGCGAGACAAAACAGUGCGAUGUUUCAGAGAAGGAAAAAUUUGGGUUCUCAUAUGUACGGAAUUGAUGAGUCGAGGCAUAGAUUUCAAAGGCGUUAAUCUUGUGAUAAAUUACGAUUUUCCCCCGUCGGCGAUCUCUUACGUGCACAGAAUUGGUAGGACCGGAAGAGCGGGUCACAAGGGAAAAGCAGUGACAUUUUUCACGGAGCAUGACACGACGAAUUUGAGGAGCAUCGCCACGGUGAUGAGGGCAUCCGGUUGCCAAGUCCCAGAAUAUAUGCUCGCGAUGAAGAAGCACAGCAAACGAGACAGGAAGAAACUCGAGCGUGAGACUCCGAAACGCGCUCCAAUAUCGACGCUGCCGAAAUUUAAGCGGAGAAAACCGAACCGGCCUGGGAAGCAAGACGAAUGAAGUUCUCGCAGCUCAUCGAGUCUGAAGAAUGUCGACUGGUCACUCGCACUUUACGAGGUCUCCGCUUUGUGGGUAAACACGGCUGCUAUGGCAAUUGCUUUUUAUCACGUCAGCCCUACGGCUGGUUACCUCAUCGUUCCUUACCUCGCUUGGACUACACUCGCAACGGCUCUCAACUACGCUC
This is a messenger RNA of Venturia canescens, 2047 nucleotides long. It is a transcript of the gene ais, whose product is annotated as aramis. The record is from RefSeq and is a predicted model, not a curated record. NCBI's taxonomy places the organism in Eukaryota, Metazoa, Arthropoda, Insecta, Hymenoptera, Ichneumonidae. Gene Ontology annotation, biological process: maturation of SSU-rRNA. Gene Ontology annotation, molecular function: RNA helicase activity; ATP binding; nucleic acid binding. The transcript is spliced from 10 exons. The coding region runs from base 181 to 1863 and encodes 560 amino acids.